ACUUUAAAUAUAGGUAUCAGAGACACGGAACGAAAAAGAACAAAGGGGCAAUAUGGACCAUUAGUUUAAUCCCCACCUCUUUAAAUACCCCCACUCCCCUUCCUUCCCCCAUAUCUUCAACCUUCCAAACUUUCAACAUUUCUCUUUUACCCCCUCAAUUUCCCUUUCCUUCCAAUUCACCCCUUCAACUUUCUCCCCAAAAUGGAUCCCGUCACCGUUUGGGGUAACGAACCUCUCGCCAACGUCGAUCCCGAAAUCCACGACCUCAUUGAAAAGGAGAAACGCCGUCAAUGCCGUGGAAUCGAGCUCAUCGCUUCCGAAAACUUCACUUCCUUCGCCGUUAUCGAAGCACUCGGCAGCGCAUUAACCAACAAAUACUCCGAAGGUAUCCCCGGUAAUCGUUACUAUGGAGGCAACGAGUUCAUUGACGAAAUCGAAAAUCUUACACGUACACGUGCUUUACAGGCAUUUCAUUUAGACCCUGUAAAUUGGGGAGUAAAUGUACAGCCGUAUUCCGGUAGUCCGGCGAAUUUCGCUGCGUAUACGGCGGUGUUGAACCCGCACGAUCGGAUUAUGGGCUUGGAUUUGCCGUCAGGUGGGCAUUUGACGCAUGGCUAUUAUACGUCUGGAGGGAAAAAGAUAUCUGCGACGUCGAUUUACUUUGAGAGUUUGCCGUAUAAGGUGAAUUCGACGACGGGAUUCAUCGAUUAUGAUAGACUUGAGGAAAAGGCUAUGGAUUUUAGACCAAAAUUGAUUAUUUGUGGUGGAAGUGCUUAUCCUAGAGAUUGGGAUUAUAAGAGGUUUAGAGAAAUUGCUGAUAAAUGUGGUGCACUUUUGCUUUGUGAUAUGGCUCAUAUUAGUGGACUUGUUGCUGCUCAGGAAGCCGCAAAUCCCUUUGAAUAUUGUGACUUGGUCACUACCACCACACACAAGAGUUUGAGGGGUCCAAGGGCUGGUAUGAUUUUCUACCGCAAGGGCCCUAAGCCACCAAAGAAAGGACAGCCUGAGGAUGCAGUUUAUGACUUUGAAGACAAGAUUAACUUUGCUGUUUUCCCCUCACUCCAGGGUGGUCCCCACAACCACCAAAUCGGCGCCCUUGCCGUGGCCUUGAAACAGGCUGCUACUCCUGGUUUUAAGGCGUAUGCUAAGCAAGUGAAGGCCAAUGCAGUUGCUCUCGGUAACUACCUGAUGAGCAAAGGAUACAAACUUGUUACUGGUGGGACUGAGAACCACCUUGUCCUUUGGGAUCUCAGGCCUCUUGGUUUGACUGGUAACAAGGUUGAGAAGCUUUGUGACCUUUGCAACAUCACUGUUAACAAGAACGCUGUUUUUGGUGACAGCAGUGCUUUGGCCCCAGGAGGUGUUCGUAUUGGUACUCCUGCCAUGACAUCAAGGGGAUUGGCCGAGAAGGACUUUGAGCAGAUCGCUGAGUUCCUCCACAGGGCUGUUACUAUCACCUUGAACAUCCAGAAAGAGUAUGGGAAGCUUUUGAAGGACUUCAACAAGGGUCUCGUUAACAACAAGGAAAUCGAAGAACUCAAAGCUGAUGUCGAGAAAUUCUCAUCCUCUUUUGACAUGCCUGGGUUCAAGAUGUCCGAGAUGAAGUACAAGGACUAAACUCGUAGUAUGCAUCACAACACUGCUCUCCAUUUCUCGGUUUGUUUCUUUUGUUUGGAUGGAAGAAUUUUUUUUAAUCUCUCAACGAGUUAAUUCACUAUAGACCAAAAAAAUGAUGGUUUUACCUCUUAAUUUCUGCACUUGGUAUUGUAGAUCAUUGGAUCUUGUCUUGCAAGGGGAGUUCUUAAGUGGCCUUUCUGGCUCUAAAGUUACCAAAUAUUUGUAGUGUCCAAAAGGAAUAAUACCAAGAAUAUCUGUUGUUUCAUUUCUUAUAUCUUAGUAAUGCAAGAAUAUCUGUUGUUUCA
Molecule: messenger RNA, 1922 nt
Organism: Capsicum annuum
Lineage: Eukaryota; Viridiplantae; Streptophyta; Magnoliopsida; Solanales; Solanaceae
Product: serine hydroxymethyltransferase 4
Exons: 4
Coding region: 202-1617 (471 amino acids)
Biological process (GO): tetrahydrofolate interconversion; L-serine catabolic process; folic acid metabolic process
Cellular component (GO): cytoplasm
Molecular function (GO): cobalt ion binding; zinc ion binding; pyridoxal phosphate binding
Source: RefSeq, a predicted model, not a curated record